CAUCGGCUGCGCCACACGGACUCGUCUCUUCCCCUUUCUUCCCUCCGUCGUCCCCUCCCCAGGCACCGGCGACCGGCCACUCAUCCCCCACCUCGAUGAACUAGCAGGCUCAUCCGGACUCGCUGGGUGCAAUUCCUCGGAGAUCACGCGCGGCCAUCCACGAUCCGAGGAAGCGCGAGGAGCUAGCAGCGGGUUGAACUCUGAAGCAGAUCGUCAGCCAGCCGGCCGGCGGAGCGAUUGGAUCUCACUGGCUUCCUCCGCUCCAAUCCAACCACGUUCGGCUUGAGUAGGUCGCCCCUCGAUCGAAGGCCCAGCAGCCCCAACUGAUUUGAUCGUCACGCGCAUCUGGCAAAAGGAAGCUAAGCCGGUGUCAAGCUGAACAUGGCAAGCUGUUUCCCCUGCUUGAGCGCGAGGAAGAAGGAGGUCCCACGUUCUGCCCCGGCCAAUGCACACACCAGCAGCAUCCCUGGCGCCGUGGCACGAACUUUCUCCUUCAAGGAGCUCGCGGCGGCGACAAGAAACUUCAGCGAUGCCUGCCGCAUCGUUGGUCGGGAGGAUGGUCUUUAUAAAGGCUUCCUCAAGAGCAUCAAUCAGGUCGUUGCUAUAAAACUGCAGCAUGCUGUUGAUCCAGGUGGAUCAGCGGAGCAAGAUAAUACAGAGUUUCUUGCCCUUGCGCUGAUGAUGAGCGGGCUGCGCCACCCAAAUCUUGUCAAUCUUAUUGGCUUUUGUGCGGAUGGCCGUCACCGGAUCUUGGUUCACGAGUACAUGCCAUUCGGUUCUCUGGAAGAUCACCUCCACGGUUCAUCUCCAGGCAAAGCACCGCUGGACUGGAACACGAGGAUGAACAUUGCCGCCGGUGUGGUCAGAGGGUUGGAGUAUAUGCACGACAAAGGUGUCCUCUACCGAUGCGUCAAAAGUUCGAACAUCUUGCUCGGAGACGGCUACCGCCCAAAGCUGUCCCAAUAUGGACUGGCGGAGCAUGACCAGCUGUCUGCAGUGGCUGCUAUCACCCGCGGGACAUGGGGUACUAUGGCCCCCGAGACCGUGAUGACCGGGAAGCUGUUUCCGGGGUCGAGUGUUUAUGGCUUCGGCGUCGUGCUGCUGGAGAUGAUCACCGGGCGGAGGGCCACCGAUGCCCCCCAUGAUGUCGAGGAUCGGCACCUUGUCACAUGGGCCCGAACAAUGCUGAAGGACAGGAGCCAGUUCCGCCGGAUGGCAGACCCGGCGCUGCAGGGGCGAUAUCCGUCCUUGGACUUGCAGGAGGCCCUCCAAGUUGCUUCGGUGUGCAUCCCACAAAGAUCAUGCCAUGAGAGCGCCCAUCGGCACCGUCGUCACGGCUCUGUCUCGCCUCGCCUACGAUUUUGAUCCACCCGAAUCAUCACACCACGCGGCGCCUAAUUAACUUAGGAGGCAAAAGGUGUCGUGUCAUCCAGAUGCGUCGAUCAUGAAUUCAUGAUCAAGUUGCUUGAUAUGCUAUGAACUGUGACCGGCAACAAGUUGCGUCUGUGAUCGUUGCUUGUUCUAGAAUAACUAAUGCUUGGCCUGCAUGAUUAAGAAUGUUCAAAACACACUCCUGUGUAACUGGCAGAGGUUAAUUGUCCAGUAGUGGUGGAUUUGGAAAUUGUGUUGGCCCCAGAGGUGGAGCGAAGUCAAGAUAUGAGCAAGAACCAGGAUUAGGCAAAUUAGCAGACGCAUCAUCAAGGCCCAUAUUACUAUGGAAAACAUAAA
Triticum dicoccoides is the source of this 1728-nucleotide messenger RNA. RefSeq names its product probable serine/threonine-protein kinase PBL7. The record is from RefSeq and is a predicted model, not a curated record. The transcript is spliced from 5 exons. The coding region runs from base 382 to 1365 and encodes 327 amino acids. NCBI's taxonomy places the organism in Eukaryota, Viridiplantae, Streptophyta, Magnoliopsida, Poales, Poaceae. Gene Ontology annotation, molecular function: protein kinase activity; ATP binding. Gene Ontology annotation, biological process: protein phosphorylation.